Anopheles stephensi (Asian malaria mosquito) is the source of this 3672-nucleotide messenger RNA. RefSeq names its product SH2B adapter protein 2 (gene Lnk). Gene Ontology annotation, biological process: intracellular signal transduction. Gene Ontology annotation, molecular function: transmembrane receptor protein tyrosine kinase adaptor activity. The record is from RefSeq and is a predicted model, not a curated record. Lineage: Eukaryota; Metazoa; Arthropoda; Insecta; Diptera; Culicidae. The coding region runs from base 807 to 3194 and encodes 795 amino acids. The transcript has 5 exons. Gene Ontology annotation, cellular component: plasma membrane.
GGACACUCCACAGUGCCAGUGUAGCCACGGGCAUAGGAAAAAAGUUUACAACAUCACGGGAAUAGACAGAAUAAUAAAAAAUCUACACUGAAUUAAGAUUUCUAUCACGAGUUCAAUGCAUGCAGUGUGUGUGGUAGUGCGCGGUGCGGCCAGUUAAAGUGGGCAGACACACCAGCAAAGUCGGCCAGCCCGUUUGGUGCGUUCGGUGAAAGAGAGCGAUUGGAAGUGCUUCCCCGCGGUGCCAAGAAUCUAGCCGACAGAGCAGUCUCCUCACAUUUCGGUAGCGCAUAUUCUGGUAACUCGUUUACCAGCCCAGUGCCGCACGUCGCCGUAUCGCAGCCGUGUUAGGGCGAGCGUGCCGUAUUAUCAUCCCGUGCCCGCCCCGAGGCCAAUGAUAAUUUGGGCCGGAAGAAGAAUGCUUUCGCGUGUGUCCGAAGAUGAAAAUUGGGUGGAGAUGGUUGUUUGCGAGAAGCCAAACCCCGUGCAGUUCGAGUGAAAAGUGAGCAAUCUGUUACGAUUAGCGCAUCCCAUGGUCGUCGAGACACCAUAAUCGAGGCCCCAGGUACCCGCAGUGAAGGCACAGUGUUCGCGUGUGUGUGUGUGAGUGAGUGAGAUUUUUCGUGCCAGUCAGUACUGCAUCGUGUUCCAGUGUAUCGCUGUUAUCCGGAACCGGGGUGAAAACCGUGCCCGAACCGUCGGGCAGGUGUUGUGCAGUGUAACGCGGGGUGGGUGAAAGGAGUGCCGUGUGAGGAGCGCGUGUGUGUGUGGGGGGGGUCUAGAGCAGCGUGGGAGAAAAAUAAACAAAAAUGAUGGCCAAUUUGACAGAUGGUGGUGAUCAAAGUUUUUGCAAUGUGACAGUUCCGCAGCAGCCGCAGCAACAACAGCAACAGCAUCAAAUAUCAAACGUUGGUGGAGUGGGCGGUGUGGGUGGGGGCGGUGCCAGCGGGAAUGUGUCGCAUGCCGGCAACGCCUUGCACGUAGGCGGCAUGGGCGGUGCGGGUGGCGGUGUGGGUGAAGGUGAGGGCGAGAGCGUAUUGGGCAGUGGGGCUACCACAACAGCAUCGUCGAUGGCGCUGAUGGGAUCGAUGACGCCGACGGCAUCCACCACGACGCUGACGGCAACGCCGACCGUUGGAACGUGGACGGAAUUUUGCGAGCGUCACGCACGGGCGGCCGCAGCGGACUUUGCCCGGGCGUGCGUAAAUUACGUCACCAACAAUCUGCCGGAAGUGGCCCGCCACACGAUCUCCCAUCGGGAUUUUAUGCGCCGGUUUGUCCACUGCUUCGAGUCUCGCUUCGAGGACGAGUUUCAGCGCCGAAAAGCGCAACCUAAGACUGGAAACGGAUCCGCUACGGUGCCAGAGGAGAGCGAUUAUUCCGAGGACACAGAUUCGCCAAAAACCAACCACAAGCCGUUCUUCCGACGACUAUCGUUCAAAGGGCUCCGAAAGGGCAAGGUGAUUCAUGCAUUUUUCCACAAACAACACUCCGACGAGGUGGAGCUAUCCGAGCGGCGCGCCAGCAAAACGAAGCUCGCCAAGAUUGUGGUCGAAUGUCGGAAGGAGGGCAACGUGAAUUACCUUUCGCCCGAGAAUCUCGACCAGCCCGGUUCGCAGAAGUGGGAAAAGUGUAAGCUGGUGCUAGUGAAGACGGUCUCCGGCUAUAUGCUGGAAUUCUACUCACCACCAAAGUCACAAAAGCCCCGCAGCGGAGUGUUUUGCUUUAUGAUAACGGAAGCGCGCGAAACCACCGCCCUGGAGAUGCCCGAUCACGAGAACACGUUCGUGCUGAAGGCGGGCACCAACAUGGAGUACGUCAUCGAGGCCCGCGACACGGACGACAUGCGCAGCUGGCUGGCCACGAUACGCUACUGUAUGCGUAGCACGCAAACGACUUCCGAACCAUCCGAUUCGACUGCCACGGAUUUGAUCACCAGCCUCAGCACGUCCAUGUCGCACGGUGGCACCGGUAUUCCAGCGACCCUGGCCGCCAGCGCGCUCGCCACGGACGUCAACAACCUCAGCCUAAAUCAAUCGCUAACGGGGGCGACCACCGGCGGCCCGACCGGCCCGUCGACCGUCGGUGCAUCGAACGCACUGCCGGCCGGUAAUGCCGGUGGUACGGUCAAUGCAAACAGCAGCAACAGCACCACCAACAACAACAACAACUCCUCCCUUGCAACCGGGGCCAGCGCACCGGAGUUGCCACCCCGCCGGCCCGACGAUCGGAUAUCGUCGUCCAGCAACUUCGAGCUGACGGAAAACGAUCUGGAUCUGUCGCACGAGCACGACACCGACCUGACGGCAAUGAUGCGCGAGUACCCCUGGUUCCACGGUACGCUGCCCCGCUUCGAAGCUGCCCAGCUGGUGCUGCGCGAAGGCAUCUCUAGUCACGGCGUGUUCCUGGUCCGGCAGAGUGAAACGCGCAAGGGCGAGUUUGUGCUCACGUUCAACUUCCAGGGCAAGGCCAAACAUCUGCGCAUGACGCUGAACGAUCUGGGCCAGUGCCGGGUGCAGCACCUUUGGUUUCCCUCGAUCACCGAAAUGCUCGAACACUUCCGGCAGCAUCCGAUACCGCUCGAAUCGGGUGGUACGGCGGACGUGACGCUGACCGGGUACGUGCUUACCCCGCAGCACCAACAGUUUACCCAAGCCCAACAGCAGUCCCAGCAGCACCAGCAGCACCACCAGCAGCAGCAGCAGCACCAGCAGACCGGAUUGCAGGCGGGCCCACAGACGGCCACCAGUAACAAUUACUCCACCACGCUAAUCGGUAGCAGUAGUGCGAACAGUAGCAAUGCGAACGCCGGCGUUACCAACGUAUCCUCCAAUGCGGCCAGUGCGGCUUCCGGUACGGCAGCGGCCGGUAGUGCGACCGGCAACAGCAAUCCCCAAACCAGCCCAAGACAUCCAACGCAAGCGAUCACGCUGAACGGAAGCGUGCGGAUCAAGACUUGUGAUCUGGAGCUGUCGCUGCAAACGGUUCCGGUCGAGCAGAUGAAUUCGCAUCUCCAUCAUUCCCAUCACCAGCAGCAGCAGCAGCAGCAGCAACAACAAAUGCAUCUUCACACAUCGUCACAGCAGCCAGGACCUAGUGGCGGCAUGGGUCAGGGCACCGCUGCAUCCGGUUCCCAGCAAACCGGCACCGGGGACGAUGUGCAGCGGGCCGUCGAUAAUCAGUACAGCUACGUUUGAACGUAGUUUGUCCACGUUCCGUUUUAAGGCUGUAGUGUAAACUGUCGAACUGUUCUCGGUAAUGUGUUACCCUUUCUGGUCUAAUGCUGUGAUAUGAUCACGUGCACCUCCUGUUUCGUUUAACUACAGCCUUAAAAUACGCGUGGCGCUAUACUCCAACCACUGCACAAUGUCGCCGCGAAUCUCAGCGUGGCAGGCGAAGCCAAAGGUGUGCUUGUUUUUAAUUGUUGGCCAACAGAGACGAUGAUGCUAACGAUCGCGUAUCAUAGCGAAGAAAACCCUACAUGCAUCCCAUACCCAUCGUGUCUAAAUUAUCUGCCCGGACAUUGGUUUACCUACUCCACCGCCGCUAUGUAAUGAUGUUUCCUAUGUUUCGCGCCAAACAGUUGUUUCCGGUUUCCGUUGCGUAUGAUAAAACUAAUAAAAUCCGAUCGUUGUGUUUGACAAAGCCAAACGCCAAUGACGCACAGGCGCGUUC